Molecule: messenger RNA, 11493 nt
Organism: Ornithodoros turicata
Lineage: Eukaryota; Metazoa; Arthropoda; Arachnida; Ixodida; Argasidae
Exons: 2
Coding region: 4388-5668 (426 amino acids)
Source: RefSeq, a predicted model, not a curated record
CCAGGGAGAGUACCAACUUCUGGGAUGUGAAUGCGACGUCAUGAACAGCAGACUGUUAAGAAUCACUUUUUGUUUAAACACCAUGUAGUACACUAGUUGUUUAUGGGUGCGUUGGAGUAGUAAGUACUGACCACGAUUAUCCGGAAACGCACAUCUGGCCUGGACGCCAUUAAUUGGCAAUUAGAGCUAAUUGGGACCCCCCCACAUUAAUCAGCACCCUCCAGGGAGCCACCACACUAAUUGGGGAAUGUCUAUCUCGCGUCCAGACCAGUUGUGCGUUUCCGGAUAAUCGUGGUCAUAAAAAAUAAAAAUAAUAGGCAGAAAAUAAAAUAAAAAGAUGGAAAUAGAGUGGAGAGAAACAAUUUAUUCGAAAAUCAACAAUGCCGCGGCGAAGAAGCCGCUCCGCAACACCCGAGUGACCAGCGUCCGCCAUGUUGGUAGUUUGCACCCAGCAGUUGCAGAGAUCGACGACAGGUGGCCACUUAGUUGCAAGGCAUCACACCAGAUGGCGCCACCAUCAUAGCUCUAGACGAGAAAGACAGAACAAGAUACUAGCGGCAGGUAAAAAUGACAGCACUGCUAAGCAAGUCUAGGCAUGCGAGAGAAAAGGUCUAACCGCUACUGCUAAAACAGAAAACAGUACACAUCGGGGAAAAAGGCUUACGGGGGGACGAUCGCUUAGGCCUAACCCCAACACUACGCAGCUAACACAAGGCGGGAACCACACAUCGCUAAACAUGCGAGAAAAGGCUUAACACGAGCGCGGUCACCGCUAAACACGGCAAACAUACGAGGAAAGAGGCUUACGGGGGGCGAUCGCUUAGGCCUAACCCCAACACUACGCAGCUAACACAAGGCGGGAACCACACAUCGCUAAACAUGCGAGAAAAGGCUUAACACGAGCGCGGUCACCGCUAAACACGGCAAACAUACGAGGAAAGGAGCGCGCUUAGGCCUAACCUCAACACUACGCAGCUAACACAAGGCAGGAACCACACAUCGCUAAACAUGCGUCAACAGGCUUGGACACCGCAAAACAAGUCUAAACAUGCGAGAAAAGGCUUAACACGAGCGCGGUCACCGCUAAACACGGCAAACAUACGAGAAAAGGAGCGCUUCAAAUGACUCACCUUUUCCCCCGCGGCAACUUCCAGGCAGAAACUGAGCGAGCGCGGAGAACAUACGUCUGCUCUCUACGAGAUCCAGCCAGAAAGUGAGCGAGCGCGCGGAGCGCACGUCCGUCUUCCGCGACGGUCCGAGAGAAACUGAGAGAGGCGACGCGCAGCGGCCGCUAUGGAUGCGCGCGCGCCCUCUGCUCCACCCGUCCGCGCAUGCGCGCGCGCGCGCUCCUAGCGCCCCCUGCGCCGGCCGCGGGUGUUUUCGGUUUCGGCUCUCUGCUGCGCGCGCGCGCGCGCUCCUAGCGGCGACGGGUGGCUUUUCAGUUUCGCUUUCAUUCUCCGUUCUUUGCGCGCGCGCGCUCUCCUAGCGGCGACGGGUGGCUUUUCAGUUUCGCUUUCAUUCUCCGUUCUUUGCGCGCGCGCGCGUUUAUCUCUAUAAAGGCAGCGCGCACCGCGCUCGCGUCAUCAUUCUGACCGAUACGUGGAAAACGCCAUGUGUGGUUUAUUCUCCUGCGUUUCUCGUCGUCGCAAGGAAAAGACAAAAAACGAAGAACUUCGCGAAUUUAUACGCGGCAUCGUGGAGGAAGCCUUUCAAGUCCACCGUCUGGAAUGGUUGCAAGCACGUCAAGAAAUGUGUCAGGACAAGAUGAAGACGCUCGACCGCAUCUUAGCGGCGGACAGACUGGCGAAAAAGAAGUCCAACUUUAGCCUGGACGAUCUGUAUUGGGAACGCAGUUCCGAUGUAGAGGAGGAGGACGACGAGGAUGUGUAAAUAAAAAGCGAUGCAUUUCUCCUCGAGUCUCAGUCUCUUCUUUCUCUUCGUGCAAUGUGUACGCACGCAAGAUGUCUUCCCCCGAACCUUUUCGUUUCCGUCAUCCCUUUCGCUGUAUCUUAAGCGGCCCCUCCAUGUGCGGCAAAUCUACGUUCGUUGCUAACGUGUUGAGGAACCUGAACGACGUGGUGGACAAGCCUCCGUCACAAAUAUUCUACGUGCAGAAAUAUGCUUCGCCGAGCAUGCAGGACGAAUUCGGGGACUCCGUAAAAUUUACCAAGGAGCUACCGCGAGAGUGGGACACGUCGCGCGCUACGCUGAUCGUCGUCGACGAUCACAUGACCGACGCCGGUUCCUUGAAGGAGGUGACCGAUCUUUUCAUUCGGGGUUCUCACCACGCCAACGCGUCGAUCUUCUUACUCGUUCAAAACAUCUUUUUCGACAGUAGCCAUUUUAGAACAAUAUCCUACAACGCCAGUUACGUCGUCCUGUGGCGCACCGUGCGCAGCGUGCACCAGAUGGAACAUUUCGGCCAACAGCUAUUUGGCAGAAAAAGAUUGGAGUAUUUUCUGGACGCAUAUAAACAAGCGAUGUCGUCGCCCCACGCAUAUUUACUCGUGGAUCUUCACAACUAUACGCACGAGGAUCACAGGUUGCGUAGCAAUAUCUUUCCGGGAGAACGUCAAUAUAUCUACGCUCCGAAAUGAAUCUCCGCCCUCACCUCACUUUACUCAAAGUACUCUCCACCCUACCCCCUCCACGCCGCCGCGACGUCUUGAGACGUUCGUCCUCGUCCGACAUGAAACACCUCUCCGAAAUUUGCCUCAAUGUAUUGAACGGAAAGGUGGCUCUAGCUCCAGAUACGUUCGCGCGUUUGAAGAAGCACAAACGCUUUUUACGACGGCUCGCCUACAAAAAGGUUCACAAGAACCCGCAACGUUUGAAGCGCUAUCUGUCUCAGCAGCGAGGACAGGGCGUUCUUUCGUCGGUGGUUCCUCUCCUGCUUUCCGCCGUGUUGAACCUUUUCGCCAAUGGCCAAGAGAAUUGAAGUGACCACCUCCAUCGGAAACAUUCUUUCCUCGAAGGAGAGUGACGACGUCAAAGUGAAACUCAUACUGCAAGCACUGUAUCGCAUACUCAAGCAGUACGGAUUUGACCCCUACGACAAUAAAAACAAGGCGUCCGACGCUACAAAUGACUUUGACUAUUCGCUCCUCUCUCCAGAGGUGGACGAAGAGGAAGCGGAAAGGGUCGUCUCGGAAUUAAAGAAGGUUCUUUCCUGGGAUCGCGAGGGUUGUGUCUCCGUGUCGGGCAAGCCCAUCAGACACUCCUCCGUUUACGAACUCGUCAAUUAUUUGUUGCAACGUAAGACGGGAAAGAAACCUUCCUGGUUCCCCAAAGUCUCGAAACUAUUGCGUCUGAUUUCUCUACCCAAAUCUCGCGAGCCUCAACAGCAGCAGCAGCAGCAGCAGGCCUCCAUUGCGUGGACGACUUAUGGAGGGAUAUGAGAAACCAGAGGGUGGUUUGGGGGGUGUGGAACGCUAUAGAAAAGCACAUCACUUGAGCAAAAAGAAAGCUCUCGCCAUUCUCAGAAAGCUGGAUGCCUACACGCUCCACCAUCCGGUCAGAAGAAAGUUUAAUAGGAGAUGGACCUCGCCGAUUUUUCAAAAUACAAGAGAUUCAACGGUGGCUACCGCUACAUUCUCGUGGCAAUCGAUUCCCUCUCCCGCUUUCUGCGCACCCUCCCGCUAAAGACGAAGCGCCCCGCCGAAAUGAAAAGGGCCAUGAUAAGACUUUUUCGGGGAGGUAACGUACCUACACGCAUCUUUUGCGACAGAGGCGGGGAAUUCUACAACAAGACCGUCAAGGAGUAUCUCUCACGAAAGAAGGUACAGAUGUAUUCUACCUUCUCUCCAGUAAUCAAAGCGUCGCAGGCAGAGCGCGUCAUACGCACUUUACGCGACAGAAUAUUCCGUUAUUUUAGAGUAACGGGAAAAUACCACUUCGUUUCCGCGCUUCCCAAGAUCGUGCGCGACUACAACACCACCAAACACAGGACUUUGGGCAUCAGCCCGUCCGAAGUCACGCCCGAAAACGAAUUGGAGCUGUUCAAUAAGAUAAAUGGGAAGCCCGUCGUACCCUCCGUGAAAAAGAAGCUCAAACUGGGGGAUAAAGUGGGGGUCCUACUUCACAGAAAAGGUUUUCAUAAGAGCUCGGAAGGGAGUUGGUCGCCUCAGAUUUUCACCGUCUCCCGCCUGAGAGACACCUCUCCUCCCGUCGUACACCUGGAAGAUUACCGGGGCAAGGAAGUGGACGGAUCUUUCUACCCGGAGGAGGUACUCGUCGUAACCCGAGACGCCAAUCAGCCUUGGCCAGUAACAAAAGUGCUGAGAAAGAAGCAACUGAACGGUCAGAGCUUCUCCUUGGUUCGCUGGUUCGGUUACGACAAAGAACACGACAGUUGGGUUCCGAGCAGCGACGUGGUCAAGAUUGGGAAAUGAUGUCUGACAUCUACGUCCACCUGCUCUCGAACGCCAGCAUGGAUAAGUUUCCCUCGAAUAAACUCAACGCCUUCACGGUAGCUUUCGAUAGUCCGCUUCAGCUCUCGAAUCGGUAUAAAGUCGGUCUGAUGGAUCUCAGCAUAAGUAACGAUUUUUUAAAUAUCGGCUACGAAAGGCAAGAUGCGAAAAUCGAGGUUUCUUUCGAGGACACGGUGGAAGCCGGCAGAACUUUUCGUGUCACCUCGGAUCUCGAGAGGGAUUUGGGAAAAGCCCUUUCGGAAUUCGACGUUUCUUUCGCGUACAAUAAAUCGCGAUACGACUUCGUCUUACCCGUGGACGUGAAAGCCGUGGAAUUGGACCCUCGGCUCGCGCAAGCGCUCGACGCCUCGCUAGCGUCCCGCGAAGCAGGUCGUGCGGUGAAACCCCCCAAAUUGAGCGAACGCGAAGCCACCUCCAUCGUAUUGGAGCACGCCGCAGCCGCCGUCGCUUUCGGCGACGUCACUCUGAAUUCGGAAACCACGUCCCUACGGAACACACUCAACAAGUAUUUCCAGACGCACAAGCUGGACGCCUCGCUAGAAUUCGCGGAUAACGUGUACUCUCUGAAAACACCGAAAGGGUUGCACGUACCGGAACCCUUUGUCAAGCUGCUACAUCUCACAGCCGUCGAGGGACACGAAGAAGAAACGCUACGCGUCUCUCUCCCCGUAGCGCGUCAAUUUUCUUUCACGAUCAAGACGAAAAUUCCUCGAUCUUUGCAAGUACAUGUGCCUCCCGGCUAUUAUGCGACGCCGCAAGCACUUCUAAAUGCGAUUAAUCAGCGCGUAGGCGAACGCGCGCGCUUCAGCUUCGACGGAACCGAACAGAAAUGUAAAAUUCGGCUUUCCGAGGGCACCUCCACCCUAAGACUUUCCGAGUACCUGGCCGUGCUUUUGGGCUUCGAAUCGCGUACCGUGUUCACGGGGGAUGAGGAUGCUACGAGCUCCGUCGAGGUACUCCUGGAACCCCCGUUUCACAACAUAAUCGUGUACACGGAUAUCGUGGAACCCACGUACGUGGGGAGCGGGAAAAAACCGAUAUUAAAAAUACUACCCUUUUAUUACGAGAAAGACAAGCACGUCGUCACCUACACGUUAGAUAACAUCCAGUAUUUUAACCUGUCUCAAUUCGAAAUUCCUUCAGUGACGAUCGUUCUCGCGGACGAAACGGGAAGACGUUUGCCGUUGCGGUCCAAAGGCAGAACCAAUCUAACGUUGCAUUUCAAAUAUGUACCGUAAUUCCCCCAAAAUAAUUCCCGUGUACACGGGACCCCUUUUCCAACGAGGGGGCGGUGUGUUGAGCAACAUAUCCAAGUUUAUCGUUCCCAUCUGGCAGCAAAUAAAACCGAUCGCCAAGAGAACGUUGAAGCGCUUGGCGCGGAAUUUGGCCGAUGGCGAAGGAAUAUCGCGCGCAGUAAAAAAGACGGCCAUAGCAACGGGGAGAGACGUGCUGGAUUCCAUGGAGGGCUCUGGAAACAACAAUGGGAAGAAACGCCGCAAACGACAACAAAAGGCACCGACACACGACGCACCUGCAGAUAUCUUUGGUACGCCGUGAAGGUCACACAUCCGCUGCGCGCGCUCCGUCAUGACGUCAACGAAAGGAAAAAUACAGACGCCGAUCUGUCUAACGAGUGACGUGAUGAUAUUCGAACCCCCUUCCAUUCAAUACGGCGUGGAAGAUACUUCGUACCAACUUUUUUAUCCGGUCAACGGAGUAAAUAAUUCCGUGAUCGAGUUUUGUAUUCAAAAUUUGCAAAGGGCACACUUGGAUCUCUACUGCAGUUUUGUGUCUUUGACCGUGCGCAUUGUUCGCGACGACGGGGAAGAAAUGGACGAGAAAGAUGUCGUUUUCCCAAUAAACCACCUGUUGAGCGGCAUGUUUAAGACGGUCACCGUUUAUGCGAACAACAAACUCGUCGGUUCCAACGAGUUGUACGCCUACAGGAGUAUUUUGGACGUCGUGCUUCAUUCCACGCCCGCGGCUCAAGAAACAGUGCACGCGGCUGGACUUUAUGUCGAGGACGACGAACAUUUAAAGGACGAUUACGACGUCUCGUCUCGCGGUCCGAAACAACGUUACGAAGCGACGAAGGGUGGAAAAUACUUUAACCUGGUCGGUCAGAUCAAUACCGACCUGUUUCAACAGCCGCGCCUGAUGGUACCUGCCGUCGAAAUUCGCGUCGUUUUCCUGUUAAACAACGACGAAUUUAAACUCGUAUCGGUUCCCAAAGACAAGAAAACGUACAAUUACGAGGUGGACAUUAAAGAAAUGACGUUACACUUGAAAAAGGUGACGCUGGCACCUUCCCUAUUUUUGGAAUACGAGCGGCGGCUUCAGACCACGCCGGCCAUCUACGUGUUACGCGGAUUGGAAACCAAGGUGCGGAGCUUGAGUGCCGGGAGCUUGGACGCUCACUUUGAAGACGUUUACCCCGAAAGGGUGCCUUCCAAAUUAUGCGUCGCCCUGCUCGCCACGUCCGACUUUCUCGGCGACAUCUAAUCGAACCCCUACAAAUUCCGUCAUUACGACCUGUCUCAUUCGAUGCUCUCCGUGGACGGCCAGCAAGUGCGAGCCGAGUACGACUUUCAGAACGACCUCGUCAAAAUUCCCUACUUUAACUUCUUGCAAGAACUGGGAGAGAAACAUUUCAAGUAUAGCUACGAGCGAUUUAAAACGAACGGGUUCCUUCUCUACUUUAACUUGGACGUGGACAAGUGUUCUUCUCCUUCGCAUUUGAACGAGUGGCGAAAAGGAAACGUUCGCCUGCAAUUACGCUUCGCUAAAGCCCUUCCACACGCGGUCACCGUCCUCUUGAUUUCCGAGUGUCCCAAGCUCAUGUACGUCGACAAGGACCGUACGGUCACCUUCCCAUAAAAAAAAAAAAAAAAGAUGUACGAGAGCGACAUCUUGGAACUCGUGUCCCUGAACCCCCUCGCUUCCUCCAUGCUGAGAGGCAUUUGCGCUUCCGACGAAGCCUUCGUUUUACGCAAGCCCGGUUAUUUAAUCAUCAAUACGGAAGAGCGAAGAAGGCGCGGGCAGCACUGGGUGCUCUACCUGAAAAACUACGACGGGUCUGCCGUGUUUUUCGACAGCUACGGACUUCCCCCCAUCGAAGCAAACCUUUGGAAGACUUUACCUGUAGUGGACGAGUAUAACGACAAGUGUAUUCAAUCGCCUUUUUCGCCUUACUGCGGGCUUUUUUGUAUCUACGUAGCCACGCGCAUGUCGAAACGCUACAGCUUGGAAAGUUGUGUAUCCAUGUUUUCCUGUAACCUCGAAGAGAAUGACGAAACAAUAAAACGUCUCCUCGUGAGCGAACUCGUUUCGUAAAAAAAAUAGUCUAUUUAUUUUUUCACGACAUACACAAGACCCUUGCGAGACGAUCUUCCAACGUGCUGACCCGACGCUCGUCGUCGCCGGUCUGCACCGUGACGUCGAGGGAUGUGUGGAGAAGCCAGUAGCGACGGACGAUAGGUCGGUUGAAACCCGCGUUGAUGAGACACGGGUCGACUGUCUCUCCUCGUCUAUACUUUUCCAACAGCUCGAGCUUGUAAUCUACGAAACGCUUCAUUUUCUUUGCAAUCUUCCCACUGACAGUGAACAGACGUAAGGGUAUCGUCUUGAGAAUCGAGCGAAAGUCUCCCUCGCAGCUAUCGCCGUGAAUAUAAUCGCGUAAUCGCAGCAAGUCCCGAUACAUUCGCGUUUGCACAAAGGUGGCAAACCUCUGCUCGGGCGUCAUCAUGACUGAGACGGAAUGAGAGUAGACAACCUUUUUUUAUUUCUCGUUACACACGAAUUAGGCUCCAGCUUUGGUUUCGUAGCCGGGAAGGCAGCCCAAAUACGGACGAAGGCUCGAGUCUAACCAAUGGCUGGGGUUUCUCGACCAGAGUCCACCGCAGCGACAGGUAGUCAGUUGAUCGCCGAUUCGCAAAAAGAAGGUCUUUGGAGGAGGCUUGAAGGUUAGGACCAGAGGUAGAUCUCCCGUCAGUAGCCAUUCGUAAUCUGCAACGAAAGGAGUGUGAGAAACGCGUGUUUUUAUAUCUCAAACACACACACACGUACAAUCUUCUUCAGUCACAGAGUGACACUGAUGGUCCAUCUUCUCCAUCUUCCUUCAAUAGUCGUAGUCCUUCGCAACGUACGUCGAACGGUACCGUCCGACAGCCGGGAAACGGGCGAAUCAAUCGGUCCGUCCAAUGCUUUUGCUCUGAAAAAAAAAAAAUGUGAACGAUUAUAGAACGUAUUAAAAAAAAAAUAACGAGGAAGCGUACCUUUGGACCACAAUCCACCGCAAUUGGUGCAGAAGAAGCGGGCCCUGCCAAUCUCCCGAAAUAUGUGAGGCGGGAAAACACCGACUUCACGCGCAGCAAAAGUGUUGUACACUGGAAACGAAACUCUUCAAACAUUUCGACGAUGAUGAUGAUGACGUCAUGGGUAUAUUACUUACGAGGAUCUACCAAGCUGAUCAUGAUGGAAUGACGAUCGACCAUUCGCUUCGACAUUUAUAGUAAAGCUUUGCCUCUCACUCUCUAUGACGUCAUUGAACGUGUUUAAACAUGUUAAGACGUGUUUGAACAUGUUUGGACACGGGCGGCGAAGUCGUCCCUGGACACACUCGUUCCUCUCUCACCCUCUCUAUGACGUCAUUGAACGUGUCUGAACAUGUUUGGACGUGUUUAGACACAGGCGACGAAGUCGUCCCUGGACACACUACUUCCUCUCUCUCUCUCUAUGACGUCAUUGAACGUGUUUGAACAUGUUUGAACGUGUUUGAACAUGUUGUGACGUGUGUAGACACGAACCCCGCAAUACGAAAAACGUCACGCAGUACGAAUUAGAUUGGUGGUUAGUGUGUCGCGCCCAGUGUAGAAGGAUCCUGGGUUCGAAUCCCACUCUGGGACGGUUACACAGGAUGUGACAGCGGGUCGUCUCUCUCUCUCUCCGUCUUUGUAGUCCUUGGACGUGUCUGGUCUCGAACCCCCUGUGUCUCCCCUCCUCCUCCUCCUCGCACGAUAUUGGAGCAACAAAGGGCGGCAUCUUGUCACAGAAGCAAAGUGGCGGAUUUACGUAAUCGAUGGAUAUGACGUGAAUGGGGUUAGUGCGAGCGUGAGAACCCUGUACUCUAAGAUGGUCAUCCCCUGUACCCCCCUUGUCCACUAUUCUCGAAUCAAGAGUCCCGAGAAAAUGCUGCAUACGUUCCAGACGAUUUUGGACCUUCUGGUCCACAUUCGUCCGCCGUUUGGUAAGUUUUUCUCUAUCUCUUCUUGUUUAGAAAUAGUUAUUUUCUAAUACCUAACGUUCCUCUGUAGGUUUCACUGUGACACACAUUGUGCAGCUAUUUUUCCAGCUGAUCCCCGGUGCGGGGGGAGAUGUGCCCCGCUUGGAUAUGGAGACGUUUUUGCAAGCGUUCGCCAUCGUAGGCGAAGAAGACAUUGAGACGGCCACCACAGAAGUGCUCAUGGCGUGCUACGGCAGGGAGUGGCGAGAAAUCGCUGUGCAGCGGGGACUAGAGGGGGAGCUCUUUUUCAGAGUGCCCCGAAGCUUAGAGGAGCAUACUUUACCGCUAGAAGGUACUGCUCCUUUAAGCUUCGGGGAAGCGGAGCACCUCCUCUACUCCCUGGUGCACCAGUGGAACAGAGCGAGUGCAGCGGGUUGGAGAGAACUCGCUGAACGCUGGAUGGCGAGUCAAAUACCGUGAGUGUUUUUCGAUUGUGGUUUUUGUUCGUAGAAUCCUUAUUCUGGUUCUUUAUUACUAGAUUGGAUCCCUGGGUUCUUAUAGAAGACCAUGAAGCACCCAUGUAAACACGUCAGCCAAUAAACGCAUAUCGUCUUUCGCAUCACGCGACUCUCUCUCUCUCUCUCUCUCUGCCCCAAUACAAUAGAAGAAUAGGAAACCACAGAUCCUGCGUAUAAAAGCGAGCGUGGGAUAGACCGCAGUUAAAGAUGAUGAUGUCGACGAUGUCACCACCACCACCACCACAACGUUCGGUCUGCUUGCGCAGGAGGUAAGUGCAUUUGUAUGUGUUUAGAUCGAUGUUUGAUUAAUGCCUCCUUUUCUCUAUUUGCUAGGUGCACACAGGAGAAUUAUUUCAAAUUGGGGGGAGGGACUUCAUGCCUAACAUGAGGUCCGAUUAGGCUCCGCGAAGUUCAAAAUUAGGGGGAGCAUCGCCCGCAUUAUUCAAAAUUGGGGAAGGACGUGAAUUCAUGGCCAAUAUGAAUUCUGAUUAGGCUUAAUGGGGAAUUGGGGGGCGUCCCCCGCCCCAGUCAAAAUUGGGAGGGACAAGAAUUCAUGUUCGCCAUGAAUUCUGAUUAGGCUUAAUGGGGUAUUGCGGUGUACCAUCCGCACCACUCAAAAUUGGGAAUGGGUAAGAGAAUUCUGAUUAGGCGUAAUGGGGAGAUUUGGGGGAACAUUUUAAUCUGGCCUUAUUCAAAAUUGAACUCCUUCUUUCAUUUUUCGUUAGAUUAUUCCAAAACGGGGGGGAGAAUUCGUGCAUAACACAAAUUUCAUUAGAGACCAUGUUGAUUAUACAAAAUUAAGGAGUUCUUAAAGGGAGAAUUAUUUCAAAUUGGGGUUAAAUUAAAACCUUCUUUCAUUUUUCGUUUGGUUGACAUCGUCGACAUCCUAUGCGUUAUUGCAAAGGCGCGGUGUCCAAAGUACAGACGCCAUCAGCGCAAUGACAGGAGGAGGAGACGGUCUGGUUCUACGACGGUUGAUCGAAAACCCACGAGGGGCAUUCAUCCAGUUUCGUGGAGCAAAAUGUAAGUCGAGUGGUUCUGCUGUGAGAGGGGCAUUCAUCCUCGACGCGAGGCAUUUCGUGGAGCAAAGUGAACCAAUAGCCGCUGUCGUCGCACAUCAUGCAGCACAGGAAAAGCCGUCCAGCAACCUCCCCGUUAGACCCAACUGCCUUCCUGUAUAGCAGUAGGACACCUCCUUGUACAGCAUUGGGACAAGGAAGACCGUGAGCGCCUUUGUGAAUCGAGUGACCGUGGAACAAAGAGCAGGCAUCUAUCGACCAAGUCCUUUGUAUGUAUUCAAUAAAGAUGUUUCAGUGAAAGAACA